Fibroporia radiculosa is the source of this 2334-nucleotide messenger RNA. RefSeq lists its product as uncharacterized. The record is from RefSeq and is a predicted model, not a curated record. Gene Ontology annotation, biological process: protein folding. The coding region runs from base 1 to 2334 and encodes 777 amino acids. Lineage: Eukaryota; Fungi; Basidiomycota; Agaricomycetes; Polyporales; Fibroporiaceae. The transcript is spliced from 5 exons. Gene Ontology annotation, molecular function: ATP binding; ATP-dependent protein folding chaperone. Gene Ontology annotation, cellular component: cytosol; nucleus.
AUGGCCGUCGUCGGCAUUGAUCUCGGUGCGCUUCACAGCAAGAUCGGUGUUGCGAGACAUCGAGGCAUCGAUAUCAUCGUGAAUGAAGUCUCCAACCGCGCUACGCCUUCACUCGUUUCCUUCGGGCCCAAACAAAGAGCGAUCGGAGAAGCCGCAAAAACACUAGAGACUUCCAAUUUCCGUAACACCAUCGGAAGCUUGAAGCGACUUAUCGGACGGACAUUCUCGGACCCAGAGAUUCAAGAGUUUGAAAAGAAGUUCACCAAUGUCAAUCUCGUAGAUGUUGGAGGGACGGUCGGUAUCCAGGUCCAAUACUUGGGAGAGCAACGGACAUUCUCGAUCACUCAAGUUCUCGGAAUGUACUUGGGGAAGCUUCGCGAUAUCGCCGCGAAUGAGCUCAAAACGGGCGUGACUGACGUCGUCAUCACUGUCCCUGGAUGGUUCACUGACACACAACGUCGCGCCGUCCUCGAUGCGGCUCAGAUUGCGGGUCUCAACGUUCUUCGUCUUAUCAACGACACUACCGCCGUAGCCCUCGGUUAUGGAAUCACAAAAUCCGAUCUACCCGAGGCCGAAAACCCGCGUCAUGUCGUCUUCGUCGAUGUCGGCCAUUCCAGCACAUCAUGUGCGGUGGUGGCGUUUUCGAAGGGACAGCUCACCGUGAAGGCUGCUGCCUAUGACAGGCACUCCGGUGGUCGUGACAUCGACUACGCUCUCGUGCGACAUUUUGCAGCAGAAUUCAAGGAGAAAUACAAGAUCGAUGUACUCUCCAGUCCAAAGGCGACCUUCCGUUUGGCGGCAGGGUGCGAUAAGGUGAAGAAAGUGCUUUCCGCGAAUGCCGAGGCGCCACUGAAUGUCGAGUCGAUCAUGAACGAUAUCGAUGCUGCGAGUCGGCUGACACGAGACGAGUAUGAGGGCCUCAUCUCUGGCGUGUUGGACCGCAUCCCUGGUCCCAUGCAGCAGGCCCUGACGGAGUCUGGCCUGACUCUAGACCAGAUCGAUGCCAUCGAGCUCAUUGGUGGGGGCACGCGUAUUCCUGCUGUACGGGCGAAAAUUCAGUCGGUGUUUGAGGGCAAGACGCUAUCGACCACUCUCAACCAAGACGAGGCUGCGGCCCGUGGUGCGACUUUCGCGUGUGCCAUGCUCUCUCCCGUAUUCCGCGUACGCGAGUUCAGCAUGACCGAUAUUGCGUCAUAUUCGGUCAAGGUGCAAUGGGAGCGCCAGCAGGAUGACCAGGACGAUGAUACGGAAUUGAUAGUGUUCCCCAAAGGAAACAACGUCCCGUCGACGAAGGUGCUUACGUUCUACCGUAAAAACGCCUUUGAUAUCGAGGCACAGUACGCGGAUCCUGCUACACUUCCGGGUGGCAUCAACCCUUGGAUUGCAAGAUUCACGGCAAAGCAAGUCGGGCCCGACGAAAAAGGCGACUUUACGUGCAUAAAGCUGAAGACAAGGCUUAAUCAACACGGCGUCGUGUCGUUUGAGCAGGCGUAUGUGGAGGAAAUAGAGGAGAAGGAAGAGGCGAUGCAGGUUGAUGGUGAAGCAGAGGCACCCAAGAAGAAAGUCAUCAAGAGGAAGAAAGAUGUUCCUUUCGUCUGGGGUUCUACAUCUUUGGAUACCGCAAUUCUCGAGAAAUUCAAGGAGCAAGAGGCGCAGAUGCAUGCUGCCGAUAAGCUCGUCAUGGAUACCGAGGACCGUAAAAAUGCCCUUGAGGAGUAUGUGUACGACACCCGGGGACGUCUCGACGAACGCUACGCGCCGUAUGUGAAAGCACAGGAGAAGGAAACACUUCUCGCUGCUCUUUCACAAGCGGAAGACUGGCUCUACACCGAAGAGGGAGAGGAUGCGACCAAGUCUGCGUACGUUGAGCGGCUGGAUGCUCUCAAGAAGCUCGGAGACCCGAUCACAUUCCGCUUCCGCGAGGCUGAGGAGCGAUCCAAGGUGGUUAGCCAGCUGCGGGAGACGAUUAACAACUACAUGUCGCAGGCGUCGUCGGGCGAAGAGCGGUUUGCGCACAUUGACGAGAAGGACAAGCAGUCGAUCGUCGAAAAGUGCGCGACCAUCCAGAAGUGGCUGGAGGACCAAAUUGCGCGCCAGUCCGAGCGUCCGAAGGACGUCGACCCGGUACUGACGAGUGCUGAGGUGCUCAAGAGGAAGGACGAGAUUAUCUAUUUCGCCACCCCGAUCCUCACGAGGCCGAAGCCGAAGCCGCCAAAGGUGGAGGGUACGGAGACGCCGAAGAGCGGUACGGAGACACCCAAUGCCCAGCAGCAGCAGCCUACGCCAGAGGGUGCGAAAAAGGAUGAGGGCCCUUCGGAGAUGGACGUCGACUAG